Actinia tenebrosa (Australian red waratah sea anemone) is the source of this 2138-nucleotide messenger RNA. RefSeq names its product TAF6-like RNA polymerase II p300/CBP-associated factor-associated factor 65 kDa subunit 6L. The record is from RefSeq and is a predicted model, not a curated record. Gene Ontology annotation, biological process: RNA polymerase II preinitiation complex assembly; transcription initiation at RNA polymerase II promoter. Gene Ontology annotation, molecular function: protein heterodimerization activity; transcription coactivator activity; RNA polymerase II general transcription initiation factor activity. Gene Ontology annotation, cellular component: SLIK (SAGA-like) complex; SAGA complex; transcription factor TFIID complex. NCBI's taxonomy places the organism in Eukaryota, Metazoa, Cnidaria, Anthozoa, Actiniaria, Actiniidae.
UGGCGGUCAAUAUGUUGUCAAAGGUCUUUGAUUCUCUUUGAAGAUAAAUAUCCCUUUCCUUGAUAGAAAUGGCUUCAAAACCUCCCGAAGAGACUCGCUUUACAGUGCUCUCGCACGAGAGUGUGAACCUUUAUGCAGAGACUAUCGGAAUAACUGGUCUACCGACUGAUUUAAGUAAAUCUUUAGCAGAGGACACGACAUACAGAAUGAGGCACAUUAUCCAGAAUGCAGCCCAAUUUAUGAAACAUGGAAGGAGAAAACGAAUGACAACAGAAGAUUUGAACAGAGCAUUACAACUAUGUAGUGUUGAGCCAAUAUAUGGGUAUGGUUCUGCAGAAGAAAUGCCAUUCCGCAGCACAAGUCUUAAAGAUGUUGACAUCUUCUUUGUUGAGGAGAAAGAUGUGUCAGUACGUGAACUUGCUCUUGGGACUGUCCUUCCUACUGACCCAGGGAAAACAACUGUUAAAGCUCAUUGGCUGUGCAUUGAGGGAGCCCCACCUAAUCAAGCGCAGGGUACAGGCAUAGGGAGACAAGCAGGAGGUGGAGCACAACACAAGUCAUUAUCACAGGCUUGCAUUAAUUAUUAUGAGCAAAUUACCAAAUCAGUACUUGGAGAAAAUGACAGGUGCCGUAAGGUCAGCCUUAAUGAUUUGAAAUCCAACCCAAAGAUAUUGUCACUGCUUGCCUACUUUGUGAAUUUCAUAUCUUCUGGGGUCAAGACCUACAGCCAUGAUAUGAAACAACUGAGUCACUUGCUCUCAAUGGUCAGGUCUCUCAUAGACAAUCCAUCUCUCUUCCUAGAACCCUAUGUUAUUCAGCUUGUAACAGCUGUUAUGUACUGCCUGUUAGAGAGUCUUGCUGUAUCUUUUAAUCCUGCGAAUGAUCACUGGCGGCUGCGAGAUGACGCAGCUCGUAUCUUGGCUCACAUCAGUCGUAAAUGUAAUAAUAGUGUGAACUAUCUGCGACAACAACUGCUCAUGACACUACAGGAGGUGCUCGUAGAUGAUGGACGACCAUACUGUUCUCAUUAUGGUGCUGUGGUUGGAUUGACUGAACUGGGACCAGAGGCAUUAGAGCAGUUUCUAUUACCAUACCUCAAAAACUACUGGCAACUGUUACAACAAGUCCUUCAAGACAACAGUCCAUCCAAUGCCGUCUUGCAGGGCGAGGCUUAUCAGGUGUACGGAGCGUUACUCCAAGCAUCAGGUUGUCUUCUCAAGUCCAAAACCAAAGGAGUCCCAGUCAAUUCGUACAACUUCCAAGUCAACAACUCCUCUCACCCCAUGCUCCGCGCAAACCUCUCGCCGUGGGCUGGGACGAACAUGAUGGAACGCCGCCCAUCAUUCCCUACGAGAUCUCGUUCGAGCUCUACGAACUCUACCACCCAAUCAAACAGCGAGUACUAUCGUUUGUAUUCUAUAUUUGGCGAUAGCAUACUGCCUAUGAUUGCGUUCAAUAACUGGCAAGACAGCAGCGUUACUAAAAAUAACUUAAUUCGAAUUCAACCCCUGACGCAUGCGUACUUCCCCCUUAGACCGUUACCGAGGGACUCCACAGCAAUACGUGAACUUAUUGAACGAAAAAAGGAAUCGUUUCUAGCAAAGAGGUCCGAGUCCGAGUCUUCCAGCGAGCCCCUUCUUCAUGCUGGAAGAAAAAGACAAAGAACAGAGGACGUGUCUUUAAAACAGCCUGAAACUAAGAAAGAGAGAAAAGGGCCGUGGAGCGCACUGACGCUUAGCUCGCCCACAAAGCUCAGACCUUUUAACACAAACUAUUUCGAAGCUCCUUCCUGCACUUCCAGAAGCAAAGGAAGUGUAGAUCAAAGUUUAUCGCGAAAAAAGAGCGGUAAAUUUGCUAAAAGGAAAAAUGAGGUGCCAAAGGAAGCGGAGAUGGAGAGGAAGACAAGCGUUGAUAAAAGCCUGCAUAUCGCCACAGGCAAAAUGAAACGAAGAUAUCACAAAAUCACAACUAGACCUUCAAUUACCAACAAAUCUCAAUAUAAUUAUCACUUAGGUGUUAGUUUUUGAUUAGGCUGGUUACUAUGACAACUGUUGUCAUGGAUACCUUAUCUGACGAGAAUGUCGUCUGCAUAAAGUGCCGUGUUUUGAUUCUGUACCAAAUGCAAAUUACGUACUUUU